Messenger RNA from Ceratitis capitata (Mediterranean fruit fly), 1872 nucleotides. It is a transcript of the gene Gr94a, whose product is annotated as putative gustatory receptor 94a. Lineage: Eukaryota; Metazoa; Arthropoda; Insecta; Diptera; Tephritidae. Gene Ontology annotation, cellular component: membrane. Gene Ontology annotation, biological process: sensory perception of taste. The record is from RefSeq and is a predicted model, not a curated record. Bases 559 to 1815 code for a protein of 418 amino acids. The transcript has 2 exons.
AUAUUUUCAUGUUAUGUAAAUUAAUAUUAUUUUUUAACACAAAUUUCUAUAUCUAAGCUAGCAACUCUGACUUUUGUUUUUGUAUAAAUUUUUUUUUUUCAUAUUGACAUGCAAAAGCAUUUAUUAAAGAAAUUCAAAAAUUAUUCUGUUUUUUUACAUAAAUAUCAAGGCCCGUCCACUGCAUAUAUGACGUAGUUGGUUCAGUGGCGUCAACGGUUGUCGUAACGUUGUAUACCUACAUAUAUGAGAAAUGGCUAAAAACAAAGCUCGCAUUGCAAACACACAUAUAUAUAUACAUACAUACAUACACACACACAUAUGGUAAGAAGGUAUUUAAUCAGAUACCAACGCACAAUUAAAAUGCAAUUAACAGUCAUAUUUUUAAUAACAUAUUUUAUGUAUAUAUGAUUAAACUAAACUGAGUAUUGAACAAGUUCUCUUUGCGUUAACAUUAAACAAAAUCGCUAAAAAAAAAAAACAGAUGUUGAGCUAAAUUUCUAAGCCAGCAACUGUUUUAUACUAUACUAGUUAUUUCAAGUUACUUUCGUUAUAGUAAUAAUGACUGAUUUAAAAUGGGUUAAGAUAUGUGUAGGAUCCGUAAUUGUUUAUCUCAUGCUAUUUGGAUUCUUGGCACAUAGCGUCUCUCUACGUAAAGGACGAUUUAAGGAUUCUCAUUUAAUGCGUUUAUAUUCAUUUGCCAUAGCGACUACUUUUACAAUGUCGUAUGGUCGGAAUAUGCUUAUUGAUUUAUUAAAAAAUCGUUUUAAUUUGGAAAAUGUUAUACAGUUAUACAGUUAUAUGAAUAUUGUAGCUGUCAUAGUAAACUAUUUAACAGCCCUCAUAUUAUCACGUACAUUUGUACGAUUUUUCAAUCGUGUUGCGCUCUAUGAAACAAUCAAAUUUUUCGAUGUGAAUGCGAAAACACUUAUUGUAUCAGUUCGAUUAGUGCUACUUAAAGGUUUACUAAUUCCAGUAAUUUAUGAAGUGACAUUGAUACUACAGCAAAUACGUAAUGCGCCGGAUAAGCAUUUACUUUGGACAUUUCAUACACUCUUGCCAAUGAUACUUUCGCAAAUGUUUCCCAAUCUUUUCUUUAGCGCGCUGGUUAUUUGUAAAACUCUAAUGGUGUCUUUAAAUGAGCGUUUAAUGGAGAUUGUCAAUGAAGUCAAUUGUUUACAGAAUAUAUUGCAAAUGAGUUUACAAAAACCGUACUAUCGUAUGCAACGCUUCUGUGAACUGGCUGAUCGUUUGGACUUGCUUGCGCAAAAAUACGAUAUCAUAUGCAAGCAAACAACAGUGUAUUUGCACUUGCUUUCGGCUCCUCUAAUAUGUUCUUUGCUUUGUAAUUUAUGCGGUAUCACGGCGGGAUGUUUCACACAAUACUUGGCAAUUGCAGAAACUUUGGUAAACAAUGAACCAUAUGACGCGUUCAAUGCAUUGACUAAUGCAGUCUUCCUUGUGAUAUCUAUAGUCGAAGUGCUCUUACAGGGACACAUUUGUGAUGAUAACAGAUUAAAGGUAAAUGUAUUAAUGUACAAUAAGAUUUUAAAUCAAUUUUCUGUAUAUAACGUUCAAUUGCAGGUUCAGGAGACUGGCUUGAUACUACAGCGCAUGAAUCUUACACACGCUGAUUUACGAUUUAAGGAAUCCGUUGAAGCGUUUUCCUUGCUGGUUUUAGUGACUGAAUAUAAAAUUCAACCUCUAGGACUAUUGGAAAUAAAUAUUUCGCUUGUUCAGGAUGUCUUGUCAGCAGUUACUAGUUUCUUACUUAUAUUCGUUCAAAGUGAUCUCACAUUACGAUUCUCACUGAAGUAGGUGAAAUUUUCGAGCAUAUUGUUUACAUACCUGACUAAAUGCCAUAAGAUUAUCGGA